Heterocephalus glaber (naked mole-rat) is the source of this 1841-nucleotide messenger RNA. It is a transcript of the gene Ninj1, whose product is annotated as ninjurin 1. The record is from RefSeq and is a predicted model, not a curated record. Gene Ontology annotation, biological process: tissue regeneration; cell adhesion. Lineage: Eukaryota; Metazoa; Chordata; Mammalia; Rodentia; Bathyergidae. Gene Ontology annotation, cellular component: membrane.
UCGGGGGCGGGGCACUGCAGGGAUCGGCUGCGCGAGCGGCGCUGCGAGCUCAGGCCAGAGCGAGGCGGCCUGGCGGCCUCAGUAUGGACUCACGCACCGAGGAAUACGAGCUCAACGGCGAGCUGCACCCGGGCUCGCCCGGCUCCCCGGACCCCGCGCUGCCAUCCCGCUGGGGCCAGAGGAGCCAGCCCAUCAACGUGAACCAUUAUGCCAACAAGAAGAGUGCUGCUGAGAGCAUGCUGGACAUCGCACUGCUCAUGGCCAAUGCAUCGCAGCUGAAGGCUGUGGUGGAGCAGGGCCCUGCCUUCGCCUUCUUCAUGCCCCUGGUGGUCCUCAUCUCCAUCUCCCUGGUGCUGCAGAUCAUCGUGGGGGUGCUGCUCAUCUUCCUUGUUAAGUACGACCUUAACAACCCUGCCAAGCAUGCCAAGCUGGACUUCCUGAACAACGUGGCCACAGGACUGGUAUUCAUCAUCGUGGUGGUCAACAUCUUCAUUACUGCCUUUGGGGUCCAGAAGCCUGUCCUGGGCGUGGCACCCCAGCAGUAGGGCAUCCAGACCUUGAGUGGCACCUGCUCCACAGCUGGUCACCCAGAGCCCAGGAUUGCCAUCCCCUUGAGACGUCCACCUCCCUGUGUGUAGCACUCUGAAUCCGCCAGGCCAGCACCUGGAACAAGCCUCUGCUCCCGCUGUGACUAUCAUGUGGGGCAUGGAUACAAGGCCCGGGAGGACAGAACUGGAGAGUUCCAGACACCUGCCACCUGGGGACACAAAGCAGGUCCAUUGAUAGGCUGGUUGAGGACCCAACUGGCCCGUGUCUCAGGAUAUUCCAGGAAGAUGAGGAGUUGCUCCUGCCUUUGCCGAUACACCAGCAUCCCCAGUUCCUGUGGGGCCUCCCAGGUCUCCCUGUUGACUGCUGCCUCUGUUGCCUCCUAAGCCAAAGACACUGGAUAGCCAGCACCCCCGUGGGACCCAGUGGUGGCCGUGGGCUGCAGCCUUAGUACCUGGGCUACGUGACCAUCAGGAGACGGCCCUGCCCACUUGGGCCCCGGAUUGUGCUCGCACCUUCUACCAGCAGUGACCCGGCAGAGCCCCAGCCCCUUCUCAGGGGUCCAAGUGCCCACUUUCCUAAUCAAGAAUGACCAAGAAGGCUCGUGCUCCUGCUCGUGGGGCUCUGGGCACUGUCCUCCCCGCCCUGGGGCAGAACCCUGCUGGGGCCCCUUCCUGUAAGCCUCAGAGCAUGUAGCUCAUCCAGGUGCCUUCCCCAGAAUGUUGGGGUUGGGGUCCUCUCUGGCUUCCAGCCUGUCCCUGCUGUUUGGAGGCAGAGGGGCUUGGGUCAGAGGCUCAAAUGCCUUGCUGCUUUCUUUCUUUUUCAAUUUUGUAUUUUGAGACAGGGUCUCGCUAAGCUUCUCAGGCUGGCCUUGAACUCCUUUUCCUCCUGUGUCUGCUUACUGAGUAGCUGGGAUUUCAGGCGUGUAGUACUGCACCCAGCUGCUUUUAUUUCUUUACCCAAUACACAGAAAAGUUGUAAGAAUAGUUUGAAGAAUGCCCUCACAAACUUGUGAACAUUUUGCCAUGUGUGUUCUCCACUGUCCCAGGACCUGCACCACUAGUCUGUCCAGUGGGUGUGAGAAAUGCAGCAGGCCAGGCCCCACCCGCCACGUGGUGAGGACCUGGGUGGAUCGGCCCCCAGGGUUCUGCAGGACCACCAGGCACUCACAUAUGAAGUGCUGCAAAUGGCCUUUGCUGGCUGUCCUGGAGCCGGUGCAUCAGUCCCAUGUUCAGGGGGCCUGCUGUGUCCUUUGUAGCAGAACAAGAUAAAAUAAAGACCUGCCCAGGACCCCA